Rhagoletis zephyria (snowberry fruit fly) is the source of this 1573-nucleotide messenger RNA. It is a transcript of the gene Myo95E, whose product is annotated as Myosin 95E. Gene Ontology annotation, molecular function: microfilament motor activity; ATP binding; actin filament binding. The record is from RefSeq and is a predicted model, not a curated record. Gene Ontology annotation, cellular component: myosin complex; actin cytoskeleton; cytoplasm. Gene Ontology annotation, biological process: actin filament-based movement; actin filament organization; endocytosis. NCBI's taxonomy places the organism in Eukaryota, Metazoa, Arthropoda, Insecta, Diptera, Tephritidae.
AUAUAUACGUACCGCGCACUAUGGAACUAGAGGUCGGCACUUGGGACUCGGUUUUACUGGAAAAUCUUUCGGAAGACAGCUUUAUAAAUAACAUACACCUUCGCUACAAACGGGACAGCAUAUACACAUACAUUGGGACUUCCGUUGUCGCGGUAAAUCCUUAUCACCACAUAUCAGAACGAACUUCGGAUACUAUUCGAAAUUAUGGCAGUAAAGGAAUCUUUCAGUUACCACCACAUAUUUAUGGUUUAGCUAAUUUGGCAUUUCAGUCACUUAAAGAUCAAGGCGAAGAUCAGUGCAUUGUACUGACAGGUGAAAGCGGCGCUGGCAAAACGGAGUCUUUCAAAAUGAUUGUUAACUUUCUUACGCAUAUUCAAGAUAAAAUAACUCUAGUACAACAAAUUAAAAAAGAAGUUUCGAACAGCACCGCUAGCACCAGUGGUUACACCGGUUACGCGCCCUUGCAUCGACGUACGUCUAGCAAUUGUUCUGCCACAAAUGUUCCAUUAUCCAAAAAAUCUGAUAGCGUCAUGACAAUAACAAACACCUCUCGCCGGCAAUCGUUGUCUCCCGGGCUUGGGCCACGUCGUUGCAGCACAGCAAAUAUAUCCGCACAACGCAUUCGGGCUGAAAGUUCUGACCGUAGUCAGACACGGCGGAAUAUGCGAGAGAAAAUAGUCGAUUUCGAUUUCUCUCAUCAUAAAAGCACUGAAAAUAUUUCAUAUAUUGAUAGCAAAGGAACAUUUCGCAAUAUUGAUAAACAUCCGUCAAAAUCUUGCUUUAAACACCAGCCGACACAAACGGCCCCAAUGGUCACUGCCGCGCUUAUGAAUACAAAUUUCGCAACAUCUUCUAAACACCUGCAUAACGCCCACCAAGCAGGUAUUUAUACUAGCGGCGGUUGUCGACAGUGUGGCCAUAGCAAAUGCACACGUGCUUUAGCAUUGGAAAUUGAUUCCCGAAAUUUGCCUUUUAAAAAUACCAGUACACAAAAUUUUUCAGCGGGACCAUCAAGAGCAAUGCACCGAGGUAGUUUCUGCAAUUUAUUGCGUCAACAUUCCACAGAAAGUCAAACCGACCGUUCAUCAUUGAUUGGCUCGACACAACGUAUAUCUCUAUAUGAAGCACACAAACAGAAUCAAAUGUUUGCCGCUUCUAUUUUUAAUCCAAGUAAUGCGUCGACCUGUGCACAAACUUCUUCAUCACUUUCACUCUCAGGGACAAUGAAUGUGCCUAACACAAGGUCACGUCGAAAGUCGCCCAGUCAAAGGCUGCGAGAAUGUGUCACCUGUGCGGAUGUCUUUCUCGAGGCUAUGGGAAAUGCGGUGACUUUGAAAAACAGCAACUCUAGUCGUUAUGGUAAACUAUUUGAUAUAGAAAUCGACUUCAAAGGUGAUCCCAUGGGCGUACAUAUAACACAUUGUAAGUAUAAUGAAAUUUCAAAUAUAUAUAUUAUUGGCCCUAUUAUGUAUGGCGACUGGUUUCUAGUUGCUGGUCUAGUAGCCGUGGCUACCAGUGUCGUACUUAUGCAAAGCGAUUAAUCUCGGUAUACAGAAAAACGCAGAAAACAUCU